Messenger RNA from Alosa alosa (allis shad), 2840 nucleotides. RefSeq names its product zinc finger MYM-type protein 1-like. NCBI's taxonomy places the organism in Eukaryota, Metazoa, Chordata, Actinopteri, Clupeiformes, Clupeidae. The transcript is spliced from 3 exons. The record is from RefSeq and is a predicted model, not a curated record. The coding region runs from base 480 to 2633 and encodes 717 amino acids.
AGCUGAAGCUGAUCUUGUUUCAGAUUUUCCAUUUCUAUUUUUUCUUUUGAGGGUGGGGGAGGGGGUAUUUGUUUGGACCUAAUUUGAUCUGAGUUCCCAAUGUUGUUUUUCAUAAGAGAUUUUGGUUGAAAACUACCAAUAUAACAACUCAAAAGCCAUGCAAAAAUCUUACAAACACUUACAUGAGCAUAAUUAACACUGAUGAACAACAUCUUAGUGUGCUUGGUGACCUUGUGCUGUGAACGCUUUCUUACUUUUUUGUGGGGUGGUUCAACCUGGACCCUAAAACCGUAUAGGCUUAGUGCAUAGCUGAGGUAACUACAAGUACAAGUGGAACUUUAAGCGUGUUUAUCAGUCCUUCACAUGACUAUAUACUAUGAAAACUGAUUUGAAGAUGAUCUAGUUGCCUGUAAUGCUUGAGCUACGGAUGCGGAGCUGUCACUUCUGUUCGUUGGCUAACUCACCGGUACUUUCAGGAGAUGGACACUUCAAGUGGAACCACGGAAAGCAAAGAAAAUUCAGUUGUUUCCUUACAAACUUGCCCUUUCGCAAGCCGUUCACUGGAAGAAAGACGGAGGAUAAAGGAGCUUGGGCCUGACAGACCAGAUUUACAUAUCCAGCAGCAGUCCAAUAACCGAAGCCGAACCUACACCCGCAGCUUCUCCCGCUCUUUUUAUGACAAGCGGGGUUGGCUAGCUGGAUGUGGUGUCAGGAAUGCCUUUUAUUGCUUUCCCUGUUUGCUUUUUCAAAGUCCUGGCACCGAAGGGGUUUGGACAAAGACGGGGGUACAAGACUUGAAACAUCUUGCAGAUAAGUGCAGACGGCAUGAAAGUAACAGAAGCCACCUUGACAACAGUAUGAAGCUUUAUUUUUUGGGCAAGCCUAGCCUUGCUGAACAGCUAGAGGAAGGUUACAGGAUUGGUUUCAGAAGACACAAUGAAGAUGUGAUCAAAAACAGACACAUCCUGUCCAGAAUAAUAGACAGUGUGAAAUGUAGUGGUGCCUUUGAUUUGGCUUUGCGUGGACAUGAUGAGUGUGAGAGCUUGAAUAAUACCGGGAUAUUCCGUGGAUCAGUGGAUUUUGAUGCUUCCCUUGAUGGAGUGUUUAAGGAGCACCUUGAGAACACUGUAUUUAAGGGAACUGCAAAAACUGUGCAGAACGAGUUACUGGACUGUAUGUUGUCUGUUGUGAAGGAACACAUCAUCAAAGAAGCCCAGAACAGUGCUUUCUUAUCAAUCCAGGUAGAUGAGAUAUUGGAUUCUGCCACACAGUCCCAGAUUGCGCUUGUGCUGCGCUACAUUGAUGACAAGAACAGCGUGCAGGAAAGGUUUUUUGAGUUCCUUCCUCUGCAGUCCGCUACCCCCGAGUCGGUUGUUUGGGCACUAAAGGAGCGUCUUGCUGCCAUACUUCCUGGUGAUGAGAAAAAAAAGCUAAUCUGCCAGGCAUAUGAUGGAGCCAGCGGUAGGAAAGGUACCACUGCAGGUGUUCAGAAAAAAAUACAAGAUGAGUACCCAAAUGCCCACUACAUUCAUUGCUAUGCUCAUCAGCUCAGUGUGGUCAUGCAACAGGCAACCUCUCACAUAUCCAAAGUGAGAAUUUUUUUUUCUGACCUUGGUGGUUUUGCUAGCUUUUUUUCCUGGUCACCCAAGCGGACAGGUGUUCUUGAUAAGGUAGUAGCCCAUAGAUGGCCUAAAUCCUCUUUUGUCAAAUUGAACUUUGCCAGCCGUACCAUCAACACUGUGUUUGAGUACAGAGAGGAACUCAUUCAGUGUUUUGAGAGCAUACGAGACUCGGGUGACUUUGACCCCACUACAGUCCGAGAAGCAGGAGCCCUCGCUAUGCUACUGGAGGAUCAGGAGUUUAAGUUCUAUCUGGAGCUUUUUUACCACAUCAUGCCAUGUGUAGAUAACCUCUAUGCCAAGCUCCAGAAAAAGAACCUAGAUUCAGUCCAAAUCAACAAGAGCAUGGAGCGGUUCCAACUGGAAAUACAAAAAAACAGAAAUUCUCUCCAUUCCAUGGUUGAGCUAAUCAGGGUAGCUGACUCUCCGCCAACAAAGAGGCGUCGGAGACUUACUCCAAAGGGGUGUGAAGACAUUGCAGCCGAGGUGUAUGAUGCCAUAAUGAGACACACUAAAGAACGCUUCCACUUCACGGCCCACCUAGUCAGUUCCAGCUUGCUGCAGGCGGACAAGUUUCCAUUCUAUAAGACAACAUUUCCUGAAGAUGCACUUAACAGCACCUUGAGGGCCUACCCAAUGCUUAAUGGAAACAAGCUGAAGGCAGAGCUUAGUGUCAUCUACAGCAAGGAAGAGUUCAUAGCCUGUUGUGGUGCUGUAGACCUCUUCCAGCUGUUUAUGGAAAAUUUUCUUGAAGAAGUAUUUUCGGAGACCGUCACUCUCCUAAAGAUCCUCAUCACCAUGCCCAUGACCACUCCAGAACCUGAGCGAUGCUUCUUGAAGUCGAAAAGAAUUCAGACGUUUCUCAGAAACACCACGACCCAGGAGAGACUGAAUGCCUUAGCCAUGCUCUCAGUGGAGAAUAGACUGGUGACUGAGAUGAUUGACUUCAACCAGAAAGUCAUUGAGAAAUUUGCUGCCCAGAAUGAAAGGAAGGCACAGUUCAUGUUCAGCUAGUGCUGGUGGCAGCUGCCACGGCAACAUCACAGGGUGCUCAUCAUCACUGAGGUGCUGCUUCAGUUUGUUUGCUUGUUCCAAAACUGCCCUCCUCACCAAACCAAAGUUGCCAGCCACCACUGGUUAUAAAGUGGUUAUACUGUUGAUGUUAUGACAUUUUCUGGGGCUUUUUUUAUGCCUUUAAUGUGACCGGACAGUGGAGAAUGA